Pisolithus orientalis is the source of this 1093-nucleotide messenger RNA. RefSeq lists its product as uncharacterized. Lineage: Eukaryota; Fungi; Basidiomycota; Agaricomycetes; Boletales; Pisolithaceae. The record is from RefSeq and is a predicted model, not a curated record. The transcript is spliced from 3 exons. Bases 162 to 734 code for a protein of 190 amino acids.
CGAGAAAGUAUUUGACUGGCGAUGAGAAGCCCGCUUGUCCCGGGUUGCCUGUUGUCGACUGGCAGCACUGCGAACUCGAAAGACCCAUUCAGCGUGCCCGUUCAGUCCGUGUGUCUCAGCAUCCCCACCAGCCACCCUGGACUGCCAGGGACCCAGACACCAUGUCUUUCUCCAACCAUGCUGAUCCCACACCCACGACAGCACCCACAACACCCCCUGACUUUCCUCCCCCUACCAAUGGCCGUGCAGUCGCCGUCGCUUUGACAGUAGGCAUCGUCGGCGUACUCAUGUUCGCUCUCAUCACCUGGCUUGUUCUUCGCCUCAGGCGACAACCUCAACAACAGCAAGCCUUCCUGGACCCAUCCCCCCAUCGAAUGUCGGCGGUGACCGACAGAUUCCGGCCCUCAUUCGCAUCCGAGGCAUCGUCUAAGUUUGGCUUCAAACACAAAUCAUUGCAUCUCGUCGACCAGCAUCGCGAUGACGAAGACUGGGACUUUACAUGCACGGAGCCUGAUCCCAUCCCAAAGGCGGAACCUGCCGCCCACAAACGCGUUCCACCCCCAUUACUCUCUCCAACCUCGCCGUCCUAUCGUUCCAGUACGAGCAAGGACGAUUCAAACCCGUGUUCGCCUUCCACACCACGCUCUUUCGAUAUAGAACCACCACCACCUGUGUACACACGAGAUGGCUCCGGUCCAGGAUGGACCGCCUAUGAACCCAAGGGUCGCCCCUGACCAUGCUCUUGCCGUUCAAACGCCGUGUAUAUAUACGCGCGCGCGCGCGCUUCUUCCACUUCAGAUGGCCGGCACCUACUCGACAUAUACGCACCACACAGGCAUUGUUGGGUAGUAUCAGAUGCACAUAUAUCAGCUGUUCUUGGAGUUGGAGUCACAGCCACACAGUCAGGCUGGAUCGGUUUUAUGCACAGCAUCAGAUCAUUUAUAUAUUUCGUUGUUCAAUUCACUUCAACUUUCGUUCAUUUCACUCGACUGGAAUUCACAACUGGGUUGUAACUACCUUAUUAACAGUGGACACUGUUGGAGUAAUGUUCAUUGCAGGAGCUUGCAGUAGUAAGGGAAAGUUCUUGCUUCAG